Molecule: messenger RNA, 1215 nt
Organism: Paramecium tetraurelia
Lineage: Eukaryota; Ciliophora; Oligohymenophorea; Peniculida; Parameciidae
Exons: 3
Source: RefSeq, a predicted model, not a curated record
AUGAAUGAACUAAUAUAUAAUAAACGAGAAAAUUUUAGGGUUCAAAUAAGAAGAUAAUCUUUGCAUAAUUUAUUUUGUUAGAAGCGGGUUUUAAAGUAAGAGAUGAAGAAGUUGAUUUCUGAGUUGGAUUCAGAAAAAGAAAAGAAAAUUCAUGAACAGAAUAGUGUAGAGAAAUCCAAAUAGAAAGAUUAUGAUGAAACGAUCCAGGAAUAUUUAUUUUAAAUAUUUAAUCAAGACGAUAUUUCAAUUGCUUUUAGUAUAGAUUUAAUCAAUAAAGUCCUAAAUAAUUAGGAUUUAAGGGAAUUUUUUGAAGAUAACAAGAAAUAUAAAACCUUGCUUUAAAGUUUCUUAGUGAAAAUGUAACAUAAGUUUUCAUAAUCAACAGAAAAACAAAAAUAUGAUCAAUUAUUGUUAACAAUCAUUGAGUCGGAUCUUUUAAAAUUAUCUGAUUUAAAAUAAUCUUUUACAUAUUGUUGCAAAGAAUUUAUUACAUAAGGCAUAACUAUUGAUAAAGCAUUAUUUAUUAGUAAAAUGAUGAAAAAAUUUCAAAAUGCGAGCGAAUAUUUUUGGAAAGAAUUAAAUGAGUACCACAUUACAAAUCAAUGCGCUUGGUCACUCAUUUUACAAUUUUUAAGGGAAAACCAAUAAUAAUAUGAUAUAAGUAAAUUAUUAAUUUCGAUGAUUUUACUCUUAAUGUAAAUUGCUAAACCAAAAAUAUAUUAAAAGAUUGUCAACGAUGAAUUAAUAAUAACUUUGCGAUAAAAUUUGUAUGCAAACGAAUCAUAAGCAAUCAAAUCUUUGGAAUGCUUUAAUUAUAUAUUUUUGUAAGGAGAAAGAGAGAAGAGAUUUCUGCCUUUGAUUAUUGAUGCCUUCUUAGAUCUUCUUCUUAAUAAUCCCUAUGCAUCGUAUCUAAUAUCUAUAUCUAUUCUGGAUUGCUUGGAAUUAGUCUCUUCAGACUAGAAUUUUGGUUCAUCCUUACUCAAUAACUAGGAACUUAUGAAUUGCUUGGUUUCUAUGUUGAACGAUGAAAUUAUGCAGGUCAACGAAGUUGUUCUAAAAUUUCUCGUAUGUUAUUUAGGAUAGUGUAGCGAUGACUUUAUAAUUAGAAUAAUAGGGGAUAGUAAUUUUCAAAAUGUGGUUGAAGAUUUAACAAUUAGUCUAAAUAAUAAGGUUUAAAUAUAUGCAAAAAAAAUUAAAAUGAUUUACUUCGACUGA